GUGAGUUGCGUAAUGCGAGAGAGUGACGAAGCGCCUAUCAUUGUGAGGUCAACGCGUUAGAUUCGCGGGUCGAUUUCGAAAUUCAAAUUGUGACCACCUAACUCCAUCUGCUGUGACUGACCAUCGCCCGCCCCUCCGCAAGCUCAAGGCUCUCUGUCGACACGACAAUGCCGCUCAUCUGUGAAGUUUGCGCAAAGGUGAUAACUACAGAAAAAGGACUUCGUGUCCAUCUCAGAACCCACACAGGAGAAAAGCCUUUUGAGUGUGCAAUGUGCAACAAGAAAUUCACCGAUAGUGGAAAUUUGCAUGUUCAUCUCCGAACGCACACAGGAGAAAAGCCUUUUGAAUGUACAGUGUGCAGCAAGAAAUGUUCAGAAGCUGGGAAGUUGCGUCUUCAUCUCCGAACGCACACAGGAGUAAAGCCUUUUGAAUGUACAGUGUGCAGCAAGAAAUGUUCACAGGCUGGGGAGUUGCGUCGUCAUCUCCGAACGCACACCGGAGAAAAGCCUUUUGAAUGUACAGUGUGCAGCAAGAAAUGUUCACAGGCUGGGGAGUUGCGUCGUCAUCUCCGAACGCACACCGGAGAAAAGCCUUUUGAAUGUACAGUGUGCAGCAAGAAAUUUUCGAAUAGUGGGAAUUUGCGUCGUCAUCUCCGAACGCACACAGGAGAAAAACCUUUUGAAUGUACAGUGUGCAACAAGAAAUUCGCCGUUAGUGGGGAUUUGCGUGUUCAUCUCCGAACGCACACAGGGGAGAAGCCUUUUGAAUGUACCGUGUGCAACAAGAAAUUUUCACGGGCUGAGGAGUUGCGUCGUCAUCUCCGAACGCACACAGGGGAAAAGCCUUUUGAAUGUACAUUAUGCAACAAGAAAUUUUCAACAAGUGUGUAUUUGCGAGGCCAUCUCCGAACCCACUGAAGAGUAGAGCCUUUAUGAGUACAGUGUCCGCUUUGUACCGUUAGUAAUUCUUAGACCUACCUAGGUCUUACAUCUUUGAACUCACAUAUUAAAAAACUACUUGAUUGUACUGAAUGCAAGAAAAAGCUUAUUUUCAGCACAACUUCUUGUCCAAUCGAGAUGAUUUGUGGACACU
This is a messenger RNA of Frankliniella occidentalis (western flower thrips), 1092 nucleotides long. RefSeq names its product oocyte zinc finger protein XlCOF6-like. NCBI's taxonomy places the organism in Eukaryota, Metazoa, Arthropoda, Insecta, Thysanoptera, Thripidae. Gene Ontology annotation, molecular function: DNA-binding transcription factor activity, RNA polymerase II-specific; RNA polymerase II cis-regulatory region sequence-specific DNA binding. The coding region runs from base 168 to 917 and encodes 249 amino acids. Gene Ontology annotation, cellular component: nucleus. Gene Ontology annotation, biological process: central nervous system development; regulation of transcription by RNA polymerase II. The transcript has 2 exons. The record is from RefSeq and is a predicted model, not a curated record.